Messenger RNA from Torulaspora delbrueckii, 603 nucleotides. It is a transcript of the gene MRPS18, whose product is annotated as mitochondrial 37S ribosomal protein uS11m. Gene Ontology annotation, cellular component: mitochondrial small ribosomal subunit; ribosome. Bases 1 to 603 code for a protein of 200 amino acids. Gene Ontology annotation, biological process: maturation of SSU-rRNA from tricistronic rRNA transcript (SSU-rRNA, 5.8S rRNA, LSU-rRNA); translation; ribosomal small subunit assembly. Gene Ontology annotation, molecular function: small ribosomal subunit rRNA binding; structural constituent of ribosome; mRNA 5'-UTR binding. The transcript has a single exon. The record is from RefSeq and is a predicted model, not a curated record. NCBI's taxonomy places the organism in Eukaryota, Fungi, Ascomycota, Saccharomycetes, Saccharomycetales, Saccharomycetaceae.
AUGCUAAAGCGAUUUGGAGCAUUCACCAGUCUUGCAAGAAGGUACAAAUCGACUGGUCCAGUUUCAUUUUCCAGUAUAACAGAUGGAAAAGAGAUAUCAAAUGUGGUAAGUCCCAACAGAAAUGAAUCCUCCACUACUCGAAGCUUCAAACGUGAUUUAAGACCUGUGAAAUACGUUUUGAACUGUCUGUUUGCCAAAAAUAAUACUCAUUUCACCUACUCUGCAAUUGUGGAAGAUGUACACUACAUGAAGAACAACCCCGAUGUUUCCUAUAACAAUGCAUUUUUAUACUAUUUGAAACUACCUCAGAAAGUGAAAUUUGCAAUUUCAACAGGUUGUUUAGGAUUUCGUAAAGCUGCUCGUGGUGAAUAUGAAGCUGCAUUUCAAACAUCUGCCAAAGUAUUUCAAAUGAUUCAAGAGAAGAAAUUGCUUGAUAAGGAUAUAGAAAUUGUACUCAAGGAUUUCGGUAAGGGAAGAGCUGCAUUUGUGGCAGCAUUAAAUGGUAAAGAAGGGACUGCCAUCCGAAAGAAUGUUACUAGAAUAAGUGACAGGACUCCAUUGAAAUUCGGUGGUGUAAGAGCUCCAAGACUUCGUAGACUAUAG